GAAAGCAGGGCGAGCGAGAAGAAUAAGGGAGCCAAGAAUGAAGAAGAAAAGGAAAAGGAAGCUCCUUCCAAAGACCUGGCCCGGAAACGAGAUACAAAAGUGGGGAAGGACUCUAAAAAGGAAGAAAGUGUUCAGAAAACAGACCCAAAAGUUAAAGCUGAGGCUGAGACCAAGAGCAAAGAGGAGAAGGGUAUCAACGAUAAAGUCAAGGCCAUGGAGAAAAAGCUGAUGGGGAAGGACAAAAAGGAGGAAGAGAAGGGCUCGGCGUUGAAGAAGGACACGAGGAAGGAUAAAAAGGAGGAAGAAAAGGACUCGGCAUUAAAGAAGGAUGCAGGGAAGGAUAAAAAGGAGGAAGAAAAGGGCUCAGCGUUACAGAAGGAUGGAGGGAAGGCUAAGAAGGAAGAAGGGAAGGGCUCAGCAGCAAAGGAGGAGGCAGAGAAGGGCAAAAAGGAAGAAGAAAAGGGUUCUGCGUUGAAGAAGGGCACAGGGAAGGACAAAAAGGAGGAAGAAAAGUGUUCCGGAUCAAAGAAAGAGGCAGAAAAAGACACAAAGGGAGAAGAUAAGACGGAAAAAGAUAAAAAAGAAGAGGAAAAGAGUUCAGCUUUGAAAAAAUCCAAGGCAGAUGAGAAGGAGAAAUCCCAGCCAGGGGCAAAAAAGGCAGCGGAGGAGAAAGAGGAGGCCAAGGCAGCGGCCGAGAGCAGCCCCUCCAAGCCCACCGCCGGCAGCUCCCCGGAUCAGGCCAAGGAUGACGAAGCCUCCAGCAUUUUUGAUGAGCUCAUCGAGAAGGUGAAGAACAACGACGCCGAGGUCACGGAAGUGAACGUCAACAACUCAGACUGCAUCAACAACGAGACGCUGGUGCGCUUCACCGAGGCCCUGGAGUUCAACACCGUGGUCAAGCUGUUCGCCUUGGCCAACACGCGUGCCGACGACCACGUGGCCUUCGCCAUCGCCAUCAUGCUCAAGUCCAACAAGGUGCUGACGAGCAUCAACCUGGACUCCAACCACAUCACGGGCAAGGGCAUCCUGGCCAUUUUCCGGGCGCUGCUGCAGAACAACACGCUGACGGAACUGCGUUUCCACAACCAGCGGCACAUCUGUGGCGGGAAGACGGAGAUGGAGAUUGCCAAGCUCCUGAAGGAGAACACCACGCUCCUGAAGCUGGGCUACCACUUCGAGCUGGCCGGACCACGCAUGACGGUCACCAACCUGCUGAGCCGGAACAUGGACAAGCAGAGGCAGAAACGCCUCCAGGAGCAGAAACUGGCACAGGAGCGUGGGGAGAAGAAAGACCUCCUGGAGGUGCCCAAGCCCGGAGCCCUG
Eurypyga helias (sunbittern) is the source of this 1323-nucleotide messenger RNA. RefSeq names its product leiomodin 1 (smooth muscle) (gene LMOD1). Gene Ontology annotation, molecular function: tropomyosin binding. The record is from RefSeq and is a predicted model, not a curated record. Gene Ontology annotation, cellular component: myofibril; striated muscle thin filament. NCBI's taxonomy places the organism in Eukaryota, Metazoa, Chordata, Aves, Eurypygiformes, Eurypygidae. Gene Ontology annotation, biological process: myofibril assembly; muscle contraction; pointed-end actin filament capping. The annotation marks the transcript as partial. The transcript has a single exon.